Molecule: messenger RNA, 945 nt
Organism: Clonostachys rhizophaga
Lineage: Eukaryota; Fungi; Ascomycota; Sordariomycetes; Hypocreales; Bionectriaceae
Source: the annotation of a GenBank genome assembly
AUGCAUUUCGCCUACCCCCCUCGCAAAAGCUCGAAUCCCCCUCCCUUCAGACUACGGCCGUCGAAUCUGCCGCUACGACGGCGACCCCGACUACGCACGGUGAUAAUUGUAUUAUUCACGUUUCUCUUCGGCAUAUUCCUCUUAUCGCGGCGUGGAGGCGGACCAGACCCUUACCAUGAGCAUGAACCGACGGGAAACCCACCAGUGGUCAUUGUGACGGUGGUUGAUCCCUCGAAAUUCAGUGGAUCAUACAUAAAGUCCAUAAAGGAGAAUCGAGAACAAUACGCCAGGAAGCAUGGUUACGAGACUCAUAUUCCAAACGUCGAUGAUUAUGACUUGGUUAGCCAUCACAAAUCAUGGUCCAAGAUUAUGGCAAUGCGUCAUGCGUUGACCAAAUACCCCGAUUGCAAGUUCAUCUGGUAUCUAGACCAGGAUGCGUACAUCAUGGACCCAACCAAGUCUCUGACAAGCGACCUGCUGGACAGCAAGACCCUUGGGGGCCUGAUGAUCAAGGACUAUCCCAUUGUGCCACCCGAUAGCAUAAUCAAGUCGUUCGCUCACCUCAAGAGCGAUGACGCUCGUCUGGUUGUUAGCCAGGACAGGGAUGGCUUAGUAUCAAACAGCAUUUUCCUCCGAAAUGGCGACUGGGCCAAGUUCUUGACCGAGACCUGGCUGGAUCCCCUCUAUAGGUCGUAUAAUUUCCAAAAGGCCGAAAGGCACGCACUGGAACAUAUGGUUCAGUGGCACCCGACGAUUCUAUCCAAGAUUGCUCUUAUCCCACAACGACUUAUAGCAUCGUAUACACGAGCCAAUCUCGGCGCUGAAUAUAGGGAAGGCGACUUUGUCGUCAUGUUCUACGGAUGUACGGUAGACGGCGAGCGAAGUUGCGACAGUGAAUCACAGCUGUACCGGCAGAAGUGGCAAACGGCAUUCCAGGCAUCAUGA